AUGCCAAGACUGAUGGUACACAUUUUACUCGCUUUCUUCUUCCUCGGCCUCAUUUCGGCACUGCCGUUGGUACAGAGGAACAACAUUGAAGUUGCCGACGAUACGCUGCUUCAAGACGGAAUUUACGACCUGGACUUUGACAAACGCGACCCAGAGAGCCCGUAUUGGUUCGACGUUCCCGAGAGCUUACGCUUCAAGCCCGAAUUGCCGCGCACCGAUCGCAAGUCGCAGCUGGACGAGGAGAUGAUCCUGUCCGCCAGAAGGCAUCCGAUGCCCAUCGUC
Mesorhabditis spiculigera is the source of this 282-nucleotide messenger RNA. The record is from the annotation of a GenBank genome assembly. Lineage: Eukaryota; Metazoa; Nematoda; Chromadorea; Rhabditida; Rhabditidae.